AAAUUUACUGUGUUUUCUAAUUUUAACGUUGAGGAAUAAUUUUCAGAGUAAAGUUUGACAAAAGUCUAGUGAAUUUUGAUGACAUAUUUCUUCUUUGUGCAAUCUAAGAUCAUUCCAGUAACAAGUGUCUCUAAUCUAUAACAAUAUUUAACAUAGAAUAGUCGAAUCGUCGAAAAUGGCAAAAUGGACGAUUAUGCAUAUUACAAUAAUCACGCUUCAGAUUCAUUACUAUUUCGCAUAUGAACAAACUAAUGAAAGUUAUGGUGGUGAAAACCAGUCAGCUGCUGCAAUAACAAAAAACAAGUACCAGUCGUUUGUAAGGCAUAACGCAAGCAACAUCAUCGCAAUAAAUGCAUCGCGAGUUACAUCAGACCUAAGAGAUACAAACAUAUAUACGAAUAUUAACAGCGAACCUUCUAAACUGCUUCAGCAGCAUAGUAGGAGAGAUUCUGACUAUCGAAAUACCCUGAAAGCCAAUUUAAAUAAUGGAACUUUGAAUAUCAAUUCUUCGGUUGAAUAUUCGGUAACUACAUCAAGUCCCUUGAAUGAAACAAAUGUCCGUUAUAUCGGUGAAUUGACAGAUACUACAUCAAAACUUGAAGGAAAGCCGAUAGUUAACAAUCAACAGGAUAAAAAAGUAAUGGAAUUGAACGAACACGAUUCCAAGAAAAAAUAUUAUGAACGAUUCCACAAGGCAUUUACAAGUCAGAGCAACUAUUUCGACGCUUCAAAAAUCGACCUAUCUGAAAAUAGGAAUAUUUCGAGCAAUUCUGAGAGUCUAUUUCAUUUAUUUACGGAACUAUACGAUCAUUAUUUAUGGAACAUAACAGCAUACAAAUAUAAACUGAGCUACGAUUGUGCUGUUGACAUGGAUAUUUACUUGCAGCAGCUGAGACGCCAGGAAAACUGGGCUUUAAAAGUGAGCGAUUCCUCAGGACGAUACGCAGGAUUAUCUUUUUUUGGCAACGAUUUCUGGCUAGGCUCAAAGUCUUUUUGCGAAGAGAUAAAUUACGUUAACUCUAAAGAGCUUCGACUGGAGAAUGGACAAGCUGUAGAGAUGAGUUUUUUUGUGGCGUCAAUAAAAAUUUUGAUAUAUCAAAUUUCUGCAGAGCCCAAAAUUUUGCAACUAGGUCAAUGUCUUCCAAAAAAUUGUACCAAAAGAGAUGUGUAUAAUAUUUUAAUCGAAGACCCAAUUUCUAAGAGAAUCUUGAAUGAUAAUAUGUGCAAUGGCAUAAAUUCAACUCAUAUCCAACACAAGUGUAAUGAAAUAAAUAUAUUUGAGCUUCGUACCGUACCUGGAGAAUACAGCUUAUUUAAUGAUACCAGAUUCUUUCUAGUCAGAGUAGUCAUCUAA
Sabethes cyaneus is the source of this 1354-nucleotide messenger RNA. RefSeq lists its product as uncharacterized. The record is from RefSeq and is a predicted model, not a curated record. Bases 176 to 1354 code for a protein of 392 amino acids. NCBI's taxonomy places the organism in Eukaryota, Metazoa, Arthropoda, Insecta, Diptera, Culicidae. The transcript is spliced from 4 exons.